Molecule: messenger RNA, 681 nt
Organism: Plasmodium gonderi
Lineage: Eukaryota; Apicomplexa; Aconoidasida; Haemosporida; Plasmodiidae
Product: ERCC1 nucleotide excision repair protein
Exons: 1
Coding region: 1-681 (226 amino acids)
Biological process (GO): UV-damage excision repair; nucleotide-excision repair; meiotic mismatch repair
Cellular component (GO): nucleus; nucleotide-excision repair factor 1 complex; ERCC4-ERCC1 complex
Molecular function (GO): single-stranded DNA binding; damaged DNA binding
Source: RefSeq, a predicted model, not a curated record
AUGAACAACCCAAUGGAGAAAAUGAAAACAGGACCGACUAUUGAAGAAACGCCAAAUGGGGGAGAUGCAUUUUUCGAUGUUAACGCAGAACAGUAUCUAGUAAUUUCCCCGAGACAAAAAUUAAAUCCAGUUUUAAAAAAAAUAAACAGAGUUCGUUACAAAUUUAGCAACAUCAUUCCAGAUUUUUUAAUAGGAAAGAAUAAUGCAUGCUUAUUUAUAUCAAUGAAAUAUCAUAGACUAAGAUCAAAUUAUUUAAAGGCACGAAUUGAAACAUUGGAAAACAAAUAUAAUAAUCGAAUAUUAUUAUGUUUAGUAGAUAUUGAAAAUAUUGAAAAUUCUCUUGGUGAAAUAAAUCAACUUGCUUUUUGUUUUAACAUGACUUUAAUACUAUGCUGGAGUGCUGAAGAAUGUGCUAGGGUUAUAGAAGACUUUAAAAUUUAUGAAAAAAAAGUUUCCUACAUAAAAAACAAUAAACUUACCUCCACUCAUGAGGAAAAAAUACAUGAACUUUUAAAAAAAAUUAGGUGUAUUAACUCAUCCGAUUGUGCAACAAUUACAAAUAAGUUCAAAAAUUUUAAAAAUAUUGUGAACGCCAAAAAGGAUGACCUUAUCAAUUGUCCUGGCUUAGGGAAUAAAAAAAUACAAUCACUCAUAUCUACUUUUAAUGAACCCUUCUUUUAA